AUGAUUUAGCUUAACAAAUUCAAGUUAAAUAUUCGAACACGCUCUUAAAGUGUGUAGAAAAAUAUUAAAUCUGAUGAAGGCUUAUCUCCCUGCUUGAAAUUGAAUAAAAAAAUAUCUAGUUAAUGCAAGGAGAGCAGCGCAGGAGAUUAAAGCACUUUGGCGUUUACAGAUGUUGCCUAAGAUAGUCCUAAGGCUAAUAUAAUAUUUUAAGAACGCUAUACUCCAAAUGUAAGGGGUAACAGUAAUUAUGGAAGGACUUAUGGUCUUAGUUAAGAAUCGAAAUUUAAGUAAUUAGGAAGCUUUACUCCUUAAACGGUGGAGUCUGCAGAUUCUAAAGCAUACCAAGAUAUUGAUUAAUUGACGAAAUAUUACUAAAAUUUGAAACUUUUUGUAUCAGGUUCUCCUUCUAGAAGAAAAAGAGUGCUUUCUUCGUAUGUGAAAUCAAGCUCACCAUACCAAAAAAAGUCUGAUGUUUAAAGUUUUAGCAUAAGCCUUAAGAAUAGCGAAGAUCCAUAAAAUUUCUUAUUAACUAAUAUUAACAUUUCAAAUGACAAUAAUUACAAUAACGUUUAAAAAAAAUACAUAAGACCUAAUUCAUUAAGCUAAAGCCCGAAAAAAAAUUUUCUAAGAGAAUCGGGUUAUACCUCUGUGCUUAAAAACUCUUCUAUGAUGUAAAGUAAAUCACCUAAAUAGAUUUAAGAAGAGUUGGAGGAGAAAAAAAGAAUAUAAGAUAACUAAAAGAUAGAAUAAUUUGAUAACUUAAUAAAACACAGACUCUCAAAGAUGAUGGUUGAUCUGAGUAAGUUUGAAUCAGAAGAUUUUUAUGGAAAAGAUACGGCUAAGGGAGAAGCAAAACAAUAAAAAUAAAAGAUAAGUAUUCCUUUUACGUCAUAUCUAAAAAAAUAAGAUAAUGACCUCUACAUAGAAAAAUUUAAAGAAAUAACUAGAAAUCCUUAAAUGAAAAUUUAAUACGAUGAUCUAAUUAAGCAAGUUAGAGUUGAAAACCUUGAGAAACACUAGAUACUCGAUAAAUCUAUAAAAGAAGAAAAAGAUAAAUACAAACAAGAGCUUCUAAGUAGAAGUCCCCACGCAACUACAAUAUAUGAUAUUUUAGCAUAAAGUUAAAAAUCGAGAUUAAGGAUUAAAGCAAAACUUAAAGAGGAGUUGCCUUUGAUAUCUAGAUUUAAUACCCAAAUAUGA
Molecule: messenger RNA, 1200 nt
Organism: Tetrahymena thermophila SB210
Lineage: Eukaryota; Ciliophora; Oligohymenophorea; Hymenostomatida; Tetrahymenidae
Exons: 4
Source: RefSeq, a predicted model, not a curated record